Molecule: messenger RNA, 1548 nt
Organism: Paramecium tetraurelia
Lineage: Eukaryota; Ciliophora; Oligohymenophorea; Peniculida; Parameciidae
Exons: 2
Biological process (GO): proteasome-mediated ubiquitin-dependent protein catabolic process; protein linear polyubiquitination
Cellular component (GO): ubiquitin ligase complex
Molecular function (GO): ubiquitin-protein transferase activity; ubiquitin binding
Source: RefSeq, a predicted model, not a curated record
AUGCUUAAUUAAUAGAAAUAGGAGAUUAAUCUGCCUAAUUAAUAGAAGUAGAUUAUAUUCAAUCUUUAAGUCUAACCUUCCCAAUUGUUGUAGGAGAAUCGAUUUUUAGAAUCAUAAUUUAGAUUGUAUUUUUAAAAAGAUAAAUUAUGGUUGACUAGUCAAAAUUUGGAAAAUUAAACCAUACAAGCAUUCAUAAUAAAUUUUCAAAAGAUCCUUAAUGAAAUCUCGAAAAGAUAGCAGCUUUCAUAGACAAUAAAACUUUAUGAAAUGGGAAUUAAUGCCAAUUAAAUUUUCAAUAUAGAAAUGCUCCUAAAUACAAAGUCAACUUAAUUAGAAGAUGUUGCAAAAUUGUUAUAAAUUAAAUUGAUCUUCAUCAUAACUUCAUUAAAUAAGUAGUGGGAAUUUGGUGUGAUCAACAAACAAAUUUUAAAAACAGUCAUCUAAAUGAAUAGUAGUCCUCCAAAUUUCUCUUUUAUUGUUGGGUUUGGAUUAUUUAAAUAAUAAUAAUAAAUUGCGCCGAUUGUAACUACGAACUUCCAUAAACUCUUUACUCCUAAUCAUCCAAACCCAUUAUUAUUUCAGGAGUAAAGAGUCUACACACCUCAGAAUAAUGUUUAAAACAAACCAUCUUUCCAAAUUUUAUCUAAUUAAAGUUCCCCUGCUGGUUUUCCCGAUUGCAAAGACAAAAAUUAAUAAGAGGAGGAGGAUUCUGUUCUAACCACAAGUUAGAUAUCAGAAUAUCACAAAGAGAAGGAAAAACCGGUUUAAAAAAUUAAUAUGCCUAAUUCCUACUCUAUUAAAAUUACUUCAACAUAGUGUGAGAUCUGUUCUGAAAUUUAUUAGAAGACUUGUGAAAAUUAAAUAAUUUUACCAUGUUGCCAAAAAAUUGUUCAUAGAGAGUGUGUUUAAAAAGAUCUAACUUAAUCUGUGGACCUUUUUGAUAAUAAAAAAUGUUACUUUUGCUCAAAACAAUUUGCAAUGAGUUUUUUCAAAGAAAUACUUGGUUUAAGUAAAUUUCAAGAAUAAGUUAAAAAGUAAAUUAUUGAGAAAUGCGUUGAUACAUGCUUUUAAUGCAAUGCUAAAUUCCCUGUAUUGCCUAAAUAAUAAGAAAAGAUUUUUGCAAUUAUUUGCUAACAGUGUCAAAUUGAAAUUUGUUCUAGAUGCAGGAAAAAAUUUCAUGGAAUAUCAUCAGAUUGUAAAAAUAUAAGACAAGAACUUUUUAGAGUAUUUUAAGGUUAACCACUUAUAGUUUGUGAGUUUUGUGAUUUAAUACAAACCAAAGAUGAGAAAUGCGAUCAUGUGACCUGUUAUUAAUGUAAAAUGGAUCUUUGUUCUGUCUGUUCAGUGGACAGAAGACCGAUUGUAUCACAUGGAAAUCAUUUUCAUCGAAAAGGAUGCCCCCAUUAUGCUAUUGAAAAAGGAAAAGAAGAAAUGACUUAGGAAAGACUUAGGAAUUGUGAAUUAUGUAAAAGUAAUAUUAACGGUGCUUGUUCUAUUCCAAUUGAUCUUUAGACUUAUAAAAAACUAAAGGGUUAUGAUUUUUCAUGA